Aspergillus welwitschiae is the source of this 2646-nucleotide messenger RNA. It is a transcript of the gene cp1, whose product is annotated as putative carboxypeptidase S1. The record is from RefSeq and is a predicted model, not a curated record. Gene Ontology annotation, biological process: proteolysis. The transcript has 2 exons. Bases 138 to 2153 code for a protein of 671 amino acids. Gene Ontology annotation, cellular component: fungal-type vacuole. Gene Ontology annotation, molecular function: serine-type carboxypeptidase activity. NCBI's taxonomy places the organism in Eukaryota, Fungi, Ascomycota, Eurotiomycetes, Eurotiales, Aspergillaceae.
CAGUUCACUAGUAUUUAUACUAAGUACUUCCUUCGCCUUGCUUAGUGCCCAUGAUUCGUCUUUUUCUUUUUCAUUGGUGAAUUGAACUACUCUCCUUGAGAGUUCUGUACAGGUUGAGAUAGACAACCACCACCAUCAUGCCUUUUCCCUUUUCGUCCGCUCUUCUCGGCUAUAUCCUAACUACAAGCACUACUCUCACCUCCCUAGUCGCAGGACAAUAUUUCCCUCCGACGCCUGAGGAUCUCACCGUUAUUCAUUCGGAGAUAUUCCCUGGUGCGAAGAUCUCCUAUAAACAACCCCUCGGCAUCUGCACCACCACCCCUUCCACCCCCAGCUACUCCGGCUACAUCCACCUCCCCCCACACACCCUCACCAAUCUCUCCAUUCCAGGAAUCAGCAUCUCGCAACCAUACCCUAUCAAUACCUUUUUCUGGUACUUUCCUGCCCGCCAUCACCACAACAAUGAUACAUCCCCACUCACUAUCUGGAUGAACGGCGGGCCCGGCGGAUCCUCCAUGAUUGGGCUAUUCCAAGAGAACGGGCCAUGUACGGUGAAUACGGACUCGAAUUCCACGGCCUAUAAUCCCUGGUCAUGGAAUGAGUACGUCGAUAUGUUGUAUAUUGAGCAGCCGGUGCAGACGGGGUUUAGUUAUGAUGUUUUGAGGAAUGGGACGGUGGAUUUGGUUAGUGGGGAGAUAGAUGUUAGUAUCAGUGAUGGUGAGUGGGAUGGAGUAGGACAGAAUGAGACGUUUUUGGUAGGGACGUUGCCGAGUCAGGAUGUGCAUGGGACGGUGAAUGGGACGGUUAAUGGGGGGAGGGCGCUUUGGGUUGCGUUGCAGGUUUGGUUGGGUGAAUUUUCAGAAUAUGUUUCUUCUGUUGAGGGGAAUGGUGGUGGUGAUGACAGGGUGAGUAUAUGGACGGAGUCAUAUGGAGGACGGUAUGGACCGGCAUACACGGCGCUCUUUCAGGAGAUGAAUGAGAGGAUCGAGAGUGGGGAGGUAAGUACCGGGAAGAAGAUCCAUUUGGAUACGUUGGGCAUUAUCAAUGGGUGUGUGGAUUUACUCGUGCAGGUCCCUUCGUUCCCUGAGCAGGCGUAUAACAAUACGUAUGGGAUCGAGGGGAUCAAUCGCACGCUCUACGACCGGGCUAUGGAUAGUUGGAGCAAGCCUGGCGGAUGCAGGGAUUUGAUCAUCGAGUGUCGCGAUGCUGGCGAGCUCGGAGAUCCCCUCAUGUACGGCGACAAUGAGACAGUGAAUAGCAUCUGCGAGGAGGCGUCGGACUACUGUUCGCGGGAGAUCAAGAGCCUGUAUACGAAUACCUCCGGGCGAGGAUACUACGACAUAGCGCAUUUCACGCCGGAUGCAGCUCUCGUGCCUUACUUCGUUGGGUUCUUAAAUCGCCCGUGGGUGCAAAAAGCACUUGGGGUCCCGGUGAACUAUACCAUGUCGUCAGAGGCAGUGGGGAACAGUUUCGCCUCGACGGGCGAUUAUCCGCGAAAUGAUCCCCGCGGAAUGAUCGGGGAUAUUGGAUACUUGCUUGACUCCGGUGUCAAGGUGGCUAUGGUAUAUGGGGACCGGGACUAUGCUUGUCCGUGGCGCGGCGGGGAAGAUGUCAGCCUGCUGGUGGAGUAUGAGGAUGCGGAGAAGUUCCGUGCUGCUGGAUAUGCCGAAGUGCAGACGAAGUCAUCCUACGUUGGGGGACUAGUAAGGCAGUAUGGGAACUUCUCGUUCACGCGUGUCUUUCAGGCGGGCCAUGAGGUGCCGUUUUAUCAGCCCGAAACGGCGUAUGAGAUUUUUAAUCGCGCUCAGUUUAAUUGGGAUAUUGCGACGGGAGGCAUUUCCCUGGAGCAGAAUCAGAGCUAUGGGACGGAGGGACCGUCGUCAACGUGGCAUAUUAAGAAUAAAGUGCCGGAGAGCCCUGAGCCCACGUGCUAUUUGUUGGCGAUGGAUUCAACUUGUACGGAUGAGCAGAGGGAACGGGUGCUGAGUGGGGAUGCGGUGGUGAGGGAUUGGGUUGUCGUUGAUGACAUUGAGGCUGAGCUGAGGGCUCGUUCAGCGGUGUUGGUGAUCAGCUGGCACAGGUCCCUUUGGGACAUUGACGUUGGUUGCCGUAUGUUGACAGUGUUGGUGGAUGAAAGUGAUAUAGAUGGAUAAAGUUAGUGCAUAAGUGCAUAGCUGACUAAGUGUGAGCAUCAUUCAUAUAUGGAUAAGUCUGGCUAGCUCGAUCCGGCAAGUGGCCGGCUGACUGCCUAAAGUGGAAGACUGGAAGCCUUCAGAUUUCCAUCAGUCCAUCUCAAUAUCUCCAUCUGGCUUGUCAAACUCCUAUAUCCACCGGCCGGACCCUUCUAUUAUUAACAGCGCCGCUAUCACCCGGACAAUCCAUAUGGCAUCACGGGGUUGACCCCUCCAUCGCGGCCAUCGAACCUUCUCGAACCUUCUAUUGGUCGACCGCUGCGGUCAACGUCACACGUCACCGCAGGCUCACCUGAAAGCCGCCGGCGUUGCACUAUACAUCAGCCCUCGUCCUCACACCUGGCUUUCUCCGCUAAUCCUCCAAGUACACCAUUCACUGUGCCUUGAUGUCUUGAAUCAACAUCUAUAAAAACUGCAUUAUCUCCCGUUCGAUAUAGCCUCUGAUCGGAUCGCG